Exophiala mesophila is the source of this 1647-nucleotide messenger RNA. RefSeq lists its product as uncharacterized. Bases 240 to 1166 code for a protein of 308 amino acids. Gene Ontology annotation, molecular function: 1,3-beta-glucanosyltransferase activity; glucan endo-1,3-beta-D-glucosidase activity. Gene Ontology annotation, biological process: cell wall organization; carbohydrate metabolic process. The transcript is spliced from 4 exons. NCBI's taxonomy places the organism in Eukaryota, Fungi, Ascomycota, Eurotiomycetes, Chaetothyriales, Herpotrichiellaceae. Gene Ontology annotation, cellular component: fungal-type cell wall; cell surface; extracellular region. The record is from RefSeq and is a predicted model, not a curated record.
GUCGACAACCGCAACUCAGCUCAACUUUCUGUCGACGACCUGUACAAAUCUUGUUCCUCUCACAACUGCCAUUUCUUCUCGUUUGCUCUUGUGCAUUUCAUUCAUUCUUAGUCAUUCCUUGGAUACCAUACCAUUCAACGCCUUUGUCUUUCGCUUGAUCCGUCUUUUACCACCUCCAGUCUAGCAGCUUCAGCCUCAAAAGUAUCCUUCCGUCCAGACUACCUUUCCCAAGCUCCAAUAUGCAACUACAUUCGAUAUUCACAACCGCGAUUGCUCUGGCACCGCUGGCGGUGUCCGCUGCCGGCACUCUCGGAUUCGCCGUUGGUAAUGUGGACGUUGAUAACAAAUGCAAGACUCAGCAAGAGUACGAAGACGACUUUGCCGCCAUCAAACAGAAUUCCCAUGCCGAGAUCAUCAGGACAUAUUCGUCCAGUGACAUGUUUGGGAACCCUUGUGACACCCCUUCCAUUGUUCUACCCGCUGCAAAAGCCGCCGGUGUCAAAGUUCUCUUGGGCUUGUGGCCGGACGGUGGUGCGUGGCAGAGAGAAAAGGCCGCUCUGGACGCUGCAGACCCGGAAUCUUUUGGCGACACCCUGUAUGGAAUAACAGUUGGGUCUGAAGGAAUAUAUCGUGGAACCUACACCGAGGACGAACUGGUCGGCUGGCUGCAAGAAACCAAAAGAGACUACCCCAAUACCCUGGUUGGAACCGCCGACAGUUGGAAUUUGUGGGCCAAUGGUUCCAUGGACGCUGUCAUUCGCAGCGGCAUUGAUCUCGCACUUGCCAACGGAUUCGCCUACUGGCAAUACCAAGACAUCAAGAAUGCAACCAAGACCUUUUUCGAGGACAUGGCACUGGCCCUGGCCCGUGUACAGGACAUUACUGGCAGUCUCGACAGCAUUCAUUUUAUGAACGGAGAAACUGGCUGGCCCGGCACAGGAGGCACCAACGCAGGAGCAGCCAUUGCAAGCGACGAGAACAUGGAGACAUAUUGGAACUCUGCCGUGUGCGGUCUCCUCGAAUGGGGCAUUGAUAUCUUCUGGUUUGCAGCAUUCGAUGAACCCAACAAGCCUGAUGCCAUCGGAGACAAUGACCAGGUUGCCAGCGAGAGGCAUUGGGGUUCAUUCACGGCGGACAGAAAGCCAAAGUUCAGUAUGAACUGUUGAUUUGAUUGAUUUGUUCCUGUCGUUCAGAUGAAAGAUUUGGGCCCAUGGCUAUUGCUCCACAUCAUAGCUAAUUAACACACUGGUCAUGCAUCAAUCCAAGUUCGAUCGGUCAUUCGGCGUUGCAUUUGGCACAGAUUUAAUAGAGUGGACCAAACAAAAAAUCAAAUCAAAGCGGCCCAGCUUUGCAACUGAGCCAUGGACAAAAAACACGUGUGGGAAUCUUCAAAUUUCCAAGAAUAUUUGACAAGGUCAAUGAUUAUCUGCAGUCAACUGGCUUGCUAAUAUAUUCAUGCUAUCUCCACUGUUGGAGACAUGUUCGUUCUACCAAUGGACCAAUAUUCAUAUGCCACAUGGUGCCACGAUCCAAGGAGGCCAUUCAAAUCAUGAGCAGGCUUGCCCACAUUUCGCGGUUGGCACAAGGGCGUAUCCCAAAGACAGUUUCUGCCCAAAACCCACAAGACGCCGGGUAUAUUCAAUACAG